GGAAUAAGGGAGGAGCCGGGCAGCUCUGGGCUGGCUCCGGUGCGGCUGCUGCUGCUUUACGGUUCCAGCCAUAGCUGGCUCAAGCAGCGAUACCACAAGUGGCUUGUGCGCUGCCGCUGCAGGACGAGCUGAUCGGAGCGCCCGGCCCAGCGGCAGGGCAGCCAGUCCGCCGGAGGGAGCCGCGCCGGCGGUGCGAGGCGAAGGAGGAGCGUCUGCCCGGGGAGCAGUGGGCGAAGAAGUGCAGUGACUGCGGGGAGAGGCUGUGCCCCGUGCCCGGCUGCCAGCAGAGCCGCUCGCCAGGUGGUCGCUUCCCUGCAGGUGAAGCCAGCCCAGCCCACGGGGGCGGGGGCGCGCAAUGGUGCCCUUGGCAGGCACCGGGCGGGACUGCGCUGCCCUCCCGGCUCAGCGAGACCUCGGCAGCUGCUAAGCGGGGACCGUCUCCGCUUUCCCCGCCCAGCGGCGGGCUGCAGGAGCCUCUGGCGGCGAGGGGCAGGGCGAGCCCGGCGGGCGGCGAAGCAUGGCAUCUGCUUAGCUCCGGCGAGCGGCACCAGCAGAGCCGGGGACGCCGCGCGGGGCUCCGCAGGGAUGAGCGACAGCAGCGAGGGGAUCAGCUUCUCGGUGCCCAGCCCGCCGAGCGGCGGCUGCCUGCACCAGGAAGGGCUCGGCGGGGUCAGCCGGAGAGCGCCGGGGCCCGACGGGGGCGCCCGGAGCCUCCUCCCCGCCCCGGCCUCGCCGCCAGCCGGCACCUACUGGAACGAGGACAGCAGCGCUGCCUGCCCCGCGGCGGGGACUGGAGCCCGGGCUAAGGGCGGCGGCACCAGGAGGACCACGGUGACCUACGUGAUCAACGAGGAGAGCCAGGGGCUCCUGGUGGCGGCGGAGAGCGGGGCCCUGCAGAGCCUGCGGGAGGCGUGCGAGGCGGUCGGGGCCUCCCUGGAGACCUUGCACUUCGCCAAGCUGGACUUCGGGGAGACCACGGUGCUGGACCGCUUCUACAACGCAGAUAUUGCAGUGGUGGAGAUGAGUGAUGCUUUCCGUCAGCCUUCCUUGUUCUACCAUUUGGGAGUCAGAGAGAGCUUCAGUAUGGCCAACAACAUUAUCCUCUACUGUGAUACAAAUGCAGACUCCCUGCAGUCGUUGAAGUUUCAGAGUACGCUGCUGAGGAAGGCUCUGCUUAGGAGCAGCCUCUUUCAUGAAAUUAUUUGCCAGAAGAAUAAUAUGUGCACUGGUAACUACAUAUUUGUUCCAUAUAUGGUAACCCCACAUAAUAAAGUGUACUGCUGUGAUAGCAGUUUUAUGAAGGGAUUAACAGAGCUAAUGCAGCCCAGUUUUGAAUUGCUCCUUGGGCCAAUAUGUUUACCUUUGGUGGAUCGCUUCAUUCAACUCUUGAAGGUGGCACAGGCCAGUUCAAGCCAGUAUUUCCGGGAGUCCAUUCUUAAUGAUAUCAGGAAGGCCCGCAACCUGUACACAGGCAAAGAGCUAGCUGCAGAACUGGCAAGGAUACGACAGCGAGUGGAUAAUAUUGAACUCUUGUCUGCGGACAUCGUAAUAAAUUUGCUGCUGUCCUACAGAGACAUUCAGGAUUAUGAUUCCAUUGUGAAACUGGUGGAAACUUUAGAAAAGCUGCCUACCUUUGACUUGGCCUCCCAUCACCAUGUGAAGUUUCAUUAUGCAUUUGCACUAAACAGGCGAAAUCUACCUGGAGAUAGACAGAAAGCUUUAGAAAUUAUGAUACCCCUGGUACAACAUGAAACUCAGGUAGCUUCAGAUAUGUACUGCCUGGUGGGACGAAUCUACAAAGAUAUGUUUUUGGACUCUGGGUUUACAGACAUAGAAAGCAGAGACAAUGGGACAUCCUGGUUCAAGAAGGCGUUUGAGUCAGAGCCAACAUUGCAAUCGGGAAUUAAUUAUGCAGUACUCCUACUGGCAGCUGGACACCAGUUUGACACUUCUUUUGAGCUACGGAAAGUUGGGGUAAAGAUCAGUAGCCUGCUUGGUAAAAAAGGGAAUUUGGAGAAGCUGCAGAGUUAUUGGGAAGUCGGAUUUUUCUUGGGGGCCAGUGUCCUGGCCAAUGACCACCUAAGAGUGAUCCAGGCUUCAGAAAAACUAUUUAAGCUAAAGGCACCGGCAUGGUACCUCAAGUCUAUUGUAGAAACUAUUUUGAUAUAUCAGCAUUUUAAGAAAUUGUGUCCAGAACAACAUGUUGCCAAACAGGAACUUGUAGACUUUUGGAUGGACUUCCUAGUUGAAGCCACAAAGACAGAUGUGUCUGUAGUUAGAUUUCCAGUUUUAAUAUUGGAACCAACAAAAAUUUACCAGCCUUCAUAUCUGUCCAUCAAUAGUGAGGCGGAGGAGAAGACCAUAUCUAUCUGGCAUGUCCUACCUGAUGACAAGAAAGGUAUUUAUGAGUGGAACUUCAGUGCUGCUUCUAUCAGGGGAGUAAGUAUUUCAAAGUUUGAGGAGCGAUGCUGUUUUCUUUAUGUACUGCAUAACUCAGAUGACUUUCAAAUCUAUUUCUGCACAGAACUGCAUUGCAAGAGGUUUUUUGAUAUGGUGAAUAGUAUCACUGAAGAAAUAGGGAAAAACACAGAGGAAGGGGACUGUGAUGGAGAUUCUGUAGAGUAUGACUACGAAUAUGAUGAAAAUGGUGAGAGAGUCAUUUUGGGGAAAGGAACUUACGGCAUAGUUUAUGCAGGACGAGAUCUGAGCAAUCAAGUUAGGAUUGCCAUUAAAGAAAUCCCAGAAAGAGAUAGCAGGUAUUCCCAGCCUUUACAUGAAGAAAUCGCUCUGCAUAAGCACCUCAAGCACAAGAACAUUGUGCAGUACUUAGGUUCCCUUAGUGAGAAUAGUUUUAUUAAGAUAUUCAUGGAACAGGUGCCAGGGGGCAGCCUUUCUGCUCUUCUGCGUUCAAAAUGGGGACCACUAAAAGAUAACGAGCAGACAAUUGGUUUUUACACCAAGCAGAUUCUUGAAGGAUUAAAAUACCUCCAUGAUAAUCAGAUAGUACAUCGAGACAUAAAGGGUGAUAACGUGCUUAUCAACACAUACAGUGGAGUUCUAAAGAUUUCAGACUUUGGAACAUCAAAGAGACUUGCGGGGAUCAAUCCAUGUACUGAAACUUUCACUGGUACCCUUCAGUAUAUGGCACCAGAAAUAAUAGACAAAGGGCCACGAGGCUAUGGGAAAGCUGCUGACAUCUGGUCUUUGGGGUGCACUAUUAUUGAAAUGGCCACAGGGAAGCCUCCAUUUUAUGAACUGGGAGAGCCACAGGCAGCUAUGUUUAAGGUGGGAAUGUUUAAAAUACACCCAGAGAUCCCUAAAUCCAUGUCAGCAGAGGCCAAAGCCUUCAUACUGCGUUGCUUUGAACCAGACCCUGACAAGCGAACUUUUGCUAAUGAACUACUUGUAGAUGAGUUUUUAAAGAUUUCAAGCAAGAAGAGAAAAUCCCAGACAAAACUCUUAGCUCUUUCAGCUAGCUCAAAUGAAUACCUUCGGAGCAUAUCUUUGCCUGUCCCUGUUCUGGUAGAAGAUACGAGCAGUAGCAGUGAAUAUGGCUCUGUUUCACCUGACACAGACUUAAAAAUUGAUCCAUUCUCUUUCAAAUCAAGAGCCAAAUCAUGUGGAGAAAAAGAUGCAAAAGGAAUCCAGUCCCUUUUUCUGAGCAUCCCAGAUGAGAAUUUUGAGGAUCAUAGUGCUCCUCCUUCACCUGAAGAGAAAGAUUCUGGGUUCUUCAUGCUAAAAAAAGACAGUGAGCGAAGAGCCACUCUCUACAGAAUAUUAACAGAGGACCAAGAGAAGGUGGUGAGGAACUUAAUGGAAGCCUUAGCUCAGGGAGCUGAAGAACCCAAACUAAAAUGGGAGCACAUCACAACUCUCGUUGCCAGCCUCAGAGAAUUUGUAAGGUCAACUGAUCGCAAAAUCAUUGCGACCACUCUUUCAAAACUAAAACUGGAGUUAGACUUUGACAGUCAUGGUAUUAGUCAAGUCCAGUUGGUGCUAUUUGGUUUUCAAGAUGCUGUCAAUAAAGUUUUACGAAAUCACAACAUCAAGCCGCACUGGAUGUUUGCCUUGGACAGCAUAAUUCGAAAAGCUGUGCAGACUGCUAUUACUAUUCUGAUCCCAGAACUGAGGCCACACUUUAGUCUUGCAUCUGAAAGUGAUACAGCAGAUCAGGAUGACAUAGAAGUUGAAGAAGAUCAUGAUGAACAGCCUCAGAAUCAAAAUAUUCAACGGCCUUGCAUUGUCAUAGAAGAUGCUGUAGCUACCUCAGGUGUGAGCACACUCAGUUCUACAGUGUCCCACGAUUCCCAGGCUGCUCAUAGAUCACUGAAUGUGCAACUAGGGAGGCUAAAAUUAGAGACAAAUAGGCUACUAGAAGAGUUAGUGCAGAAGGAGAGAGAAUUUCACACCCUUUUGCAACAAGCUAUAGAAGAAAAGGAUCAAGAGAUCAAAAACCUGAAGCUUAGGUCACAACGAGUAGAUAUCCCUGGACUGUCUGUCUGUUACCUUAAUCCUUCUGGCACAGGGGUUGAAGACUCUGAUCUCAUAAACUGGCUGAGAACUAAUGGAGCUGAUGAAGAUACUAUAAAUAGGAAUCAAUGGAUAUAUCUGACAAAAGUAGCCGGACUUUCAAUUCGGACUUCUUUUCCCUCCCCCAAAGUUUUUGGCAGAAGACUACACAUUAAUGGAUGUUCUCUGCUACGUUACACGAGAUGAUCUGAAAUGCCUGAGACUAAGAGGAGGGAUGCUAUGUACGCUCUGGAAGGCCAUCAGUGACUUUCGAGAGAAACAUGCUUGAUGCUGGCUAAAUCAGUUUCUACUUCUCUGCAGAGAUUUAGAGAUUUUCUACAGCAUAGAGCAGGUUUGCUGUCAGAGAGAGUGUUGCACUUUAAUCCAGUAUUUGUUUACCAAUGUUAAAAACACUGCAGCUCUUGACUGCAUUUACACCAACAAUCCCUAAGGAGUCUGUAAACACCCUUUUACAUUAUUUUAGUUUUAAAUGAUUUUACAUGGAAGCUUUUUUUUAAUCUUAAAAUCUGUUGUAGAUAAAGUAACCAGGUGGUAAUUUUACACAAAACCUAUGUAAGAUUUCAUGUGAUUGUGCAUCACUGGAACAAAACCAAAAUGUGACAACCUUUCAAGUUUAUUCUUCUUUGUUAUAUACCAUAAUAAUCUGUAGUAGAACUUCAUAAUUUCAAUUAUCAUGUAAAGCUUACAUUUUUUUCUUUUAGUGUGCAGAACCUAAAAGUAAUUGUUUUUACUUACUGCCCUAUAUAAAUUUUAAUAUUGUUUAUUUUUGGUAACUUAAGUUCCCUGGUCUACAGUACAUUUGUUUUCAAGUUGUUUAUGUACUACUGAACUGUACCAGUUGUAUAUGCCUGAACCAUAGUAAUGUUAGCUUGUUCUAAAGCUAUCUAUUGUGACAUACAAACAUACAUUCUUAAAAAUAAAGAAUCUAAGAAUAUAA
This is a messenger RNA of Chelonia mydas (Green sea turtle), 5467 nucleotides long. RefSeq names its product mitogen-activated protein kinase kinase kinase 5 (gene MAP3K5). The transcript has 31 exons. Gene Ontology annotation, biological process: protein phosphorylation; cellular response to stress; MAPK cascade. Gene Ontology annotation, molecular function: ATP binding; MAP kinase kinase kinase activity. Lineage: Eukaryota; Metazoa; Chordata; Testudines; Cheloniidae. The coding region runs from base 586 to 4716 and encodes 1376 amino acids. The record is from RefSeq and is a predicted model, not a curated record.